UUUUAGUAUGCGAGUUACUUCGUUCAAUAGAAUGGAAUGUAAAAAUUUCCGUUCAAAGCGGCAGGCUUAACUUUCGACUACCUGCACGAAGGUUGUUACCGCGCAUUGGUUUCCUUCGGUGAAUGGCACUUGUAGCUCCUAAAGCUCUCCAAGGGCUGUACCUGUUUUGUGAACCUCUUGCCGAAGGAUCAUUUGGCGUCUUGUACGUUGCACUUCACGCAGUUACACGACAGAAGGUUGCUAUCAAAAUACUGGAUAAGAGGAAGCUCGGGUCUGAUGCAUAUCGAGUCAAGGGUGAAAUAGAAGCUCUCAAACAGCUUAACCACAAAUACAUAUACAAGUUAUAUCAAGUUGUGGAGACUCAGACACACUAUUACCUUGUUUUGGAAUAUCUUCCUGGUGGAGAGUUGUUUGAUUAUAUACUUCAGAAAGAGCACUUGUCUGAGGUUGAAGCUCGCGUCAUAUUUAGGCAGAUUGUUUCAGCCAUAGGAUAUAUUCAUAGUAGAGGCUUUGCUCACCGUGAUCUAAAGCCAGAAAAUAUUCUGCUGGAUAAUGAUCAGAACGUAAGAAUAAUUGACUUUGGAUUAUGUGCAAAGGGUCAUAACCUCUCAAUGCUAAACACAUUUUGUGGAUCAUUUGCUUACGUAGCUCCAGAAGUUUUGGCUAACAAGGAGUAUUCAGGAAGUGCUGCAGAUAUUUGGUCUUUGGGUGUCAUUCUCUACGCAUUACUUUGUGGUCGUCUACCGUUUGACCCUACAAAACCGGAAGAGCUCCCACAAAUAAUUGGUAAAGGUUUGUUUGCAGUUCCUGAUGGUCUUAGCAAAACUAGCAAACAACUUCUUAAUCAAAUGAUAUGUGUUGAUCCCAAGAAGCGUAUAAAAAUGGAUGAACUCAGACGUCAUGCGUGGGUGGUUGAAGGCUUUAUGGGUCAUCCUGUGGAUCUGGAUGAAGAAAAGAUACCGUUAUCGCCUCUCAACAUGCAAAUUGUCGCUGAAAUCACUGCAUACACUCGGAUUCCAAAAGUGGAGCUUGCUCGGAUGUUGCAAAAACGUCCGUAUGAUUAUAUUAUGGCCACUUAUAUGAUAAUGGAAUCAGUUUUGGAGGAGGAGGAUGUGUUUAUCCGACUUCAACGCCGCAAUAAUCCACCUCCUAGUGCAGUACCAUCCAAAAAGCUUCAUACAUUUUCUUGUCGUCAAGUUCGAGAUGAAAAAUUUUCGGCUUCAGCCCCAAGUAGUACCCCACUACACCGUGGAAACCUGACUGUCCCAUCAUCGGUACCCGGAGCCCCUUUGCAUGUUAGAUCUGGCAACUUAAUGCAAGCUGCUUUUAUUGAUGAAUCCAGUACCUCUGAUUUACUUAUCGAAGCUGAAAAAAGUGCCAAGCUCAAUUCAUCUUUCUCUCCAUCUAAACAUGAUAUUUUUUCAACUCAAAAUAAACACAGAACUGGUCAUACUAAAGGUGAAAUCGAAAAUUGUCCUCCUCAGUUAUUUUGCACUGAUAUGGUUCCAGUGAAUAAAGUGAACCUUCAAUCUAGAGGUAAAAUUACCGAUCAUCCUGGUUUAUCUCCCAGUCGUUCCGUUGACUCUCAGCUCAUUAAUUUGACGCAUGAUUUUCACAACGCACAAUUGAGUGAAAAAAGACGUCCUAUUUCGGUAACUGAAGCUACUAGUGAGGAUAACUUAUCUACCGCUUACUCAUCGUUGUCAUCGCAAUUACAGCAUGAAAUAGCAUCUCUCCACUCAAGUCCUGGCGUCGUUGGUGAUGAUUUCUCACAGUCCCAAAGUUCAGCUGAUGAAUGUGGAACAAGUUCAAGUCGUGUCCCUGAAGUUAGUGGUUGGCGCAAUUUCGGGCGUCUACGAAAAGCUCUUACUCCAAAAAACGUCGUGCCAGAUGGCCGGCUUGUUGUAGAUCGGUUACGAAAAACGCGUCAUUUAAACAAUGUGUUAAUUGUACGAAACGACUUGAGUCCUGGUCAGGUAUUUGAUCAAAUAACUGCAGCGUUAAAGCAACAGUCCAUACGCUUUACUCUUAAAGGGUUUGUCCCAAAACAUUUGUUGAAUUUUUGUGUCAUUCGUUUUGUUGACUCAGUUAAAAAUCUCUUCUUAUUUUAGAAGUUGUUAGUUUGCUCUAAGAAAGACUAUAUUGGUUGAAAUUUAUUAUUUAUUAUUUAAUGUAACUUCUUUAGAAUUGAUAACUUUAUAAACGUACUGCUUGCAUAGCCGAAUUCUCGAAAUUUUCUAAAUAUCUUCCCAUAUUGAAUCACUAAUAUUAUCCGUAAUCAUAAUGCUAAAUAUUUUCUGGCAAAAUCAUUAAACUUGCGAUCUAAAAGUUAAAUCAUUAAUUAACUUUCUACUUUUAAGACUAAGAAUGAUUAUGAGUUGUUAUUAGUUGCAGAGUGUUAAAUUUAGGCUAUUGAAAAAUAAUGAAUUUUAUAAGAAUGUAAAAAUAUAGUGAAGUAUUACUGUAUCACUGUGUUUUCAUGAUUUCAUUAUAUCAGUCUUAUAUUUGCCUUCCAGUAUACCUUCUGUACUGGCGAACAUAGUAAGUUUUUCUUUCGCAGGCUAUUGGAAUUGUAGAUCCGCAUUCAAACAACAUUUUUUCUAUAGUCAGUUUCACAAAGAUAUUCAUUUAUAAAGCUGAAUAUUAUAAAUCCAAUAUCUUUUUCUAUUCCGAGUAGAUCUGGCUUCCUGUGCGUUUUC
This is a messenger RNA of Schistosoma rodhaini, 2699 nucleotides long. The record is from the annotation of a GenBank genome assembly. NCBI's taxonomy places the organism in Eukaryota, Metazoa, Platyhelminthes, Trematoda, Strigeidida, Schistosomatidae.